AUGGCAAGAGUGAUUACGGUGCACUGCGCGCCGUCCGGGAAAGAGGAAGCACUGAAAUUGGAGGCAGACAUGACUGUCCGUGAGUUCAGGAGGCAGCUGCACGGGUGGCUGCCCUGUGGAGAUGAGUCACAGCGCAAGAUGAGUUUGGUGGAGGUGGUUGUCGGAGCCACGCCCCUAUUGAACAACGAGGAGAUGGUGUCGGAGGCAAUUCCAGGUGCAGAAGUGUUGGCUUUCUUGAGCAUCAAGCCGGUGAAGUGCUCAUGUGCCUCGUCAUCCGGCUGUGAGCCUGAAGAUUUGCGUGUGGUGGAAAUUACGGCUGCAGGACAGGUCGGCCCGAGUGCGUUCCAGGGCUGCAGUUAUUUGGCCAGUGUGGCCAUCCCAGACUCCGUGACUGUGAUCAAGCACACGGCCUUUGCACACUGCAGGUCAUUGAAGAGCGUGGCUAUCCCCAACUCCGUGACACAGAUUGACAACCUGGCCUUCGUUGAAUGCAUCUCACUGGAAAGCGUGGCCAUUCCCAAUUCUGUGACUCGGAUUGGGCAUAGUGCCUUUCGAAACUGCAGCUCUUUGACAAGUGUGAGCAUUCCCGACACCAUGGCCAAGAUUGGUGCUCAUGUCUUUGCCGGUUGCAGCUCAUUGACAAGCAUGACCAUUCCCAAUUCUGUGACUCAGAUUGGGCAUAGUGCAUUUGGGGGUUGUUGCUCAUUGACAAGCGUGAGCAUUCCCGACACCAUGACCGAGAUUGAGUCUCAUGUUUUUGCCGGUUGCAGCUCAUUGACAAGCAUGACCAUUCCCAAUUCUGUGACUCAGAUUGGGGAUGGUGCAUUUGAACACUGUUGCUCACUGACAAGUGUGAGCAUUCCCGAGACAGUGACCGUGAUUGGAAAGCGUGCUUUCCGAGGUUGCAGCUCAUUGCCAAGCAUAACCAUUCCCAAUUCUGUGACUCAGAUCGGGCAGCGUGCCUUUGAAAAUUGCAGCUCGCUGACGAGCGUGACCGUCCCUGACUCCGUGACUCGUAUUGGCAAGGGAGCCUUUGCCGGCUGCAACUUUCCUUGGGUUGAUGAGUGCAAUGAAGAGUCGGAGGAAUCGGAUUAA
Messenger RNA from Effrenium voratum, 1095 nucleotides. Lineage: Eukaryota; Dinophyceae; Suessiales; Symbiodiniaceae. The record is from the annotation of a GenBank genome assembly.